Molecule: messenger RNA, 2316 nt
Organism: Melopsittacus undulatus (budgerigar)
Lineage: Eukaryota; Metazoa; Chordata; Aves; Psittaciformes; Psittaculidae
Product: SWI/SNF-related matrix-associated actin-dependent regulator of chromatin subfamily A containing DEAD/H box 1-like
Exons: 16
Coding region: 157-1947 (596 amino acids)
Cellular component (GO): nucleus
Molecular function (GO): chromatin binding; ATP binding; DNA binding
Source: RefSeq, a predicted model, not a curated record
UUAAUCUACUACAGCUUAGUCUCUAGCAUGAUUUUGCUAGCUGAGCAAUGCAGCCAUUUUUAGCGGAGCAAGCUGCUGUGAUUUUGUUAAUACAAGGUAAAGCAUCAGAAGGCUAAUCGACAGCAGAGGGAAAAAUGAUAUCUCUUGCUUGCAAAAAUGACUAAGACAACUGGUUUGACUGAAGACAUAGUGUGGAACUGCAAAACGCUGCUGAAGGAGAGGGACGUGGUUCUAAAGCUCAUGAAUAAAUGUGAAGACAUUUCAAGGAAACUGACAAAACAAAUAACCAGACUUACUGUAGAUGGAGCAUGCAGUUGGAACAUUCCUCAACCUUCCAUUCUGAAUAAGAGUUUUGUUCUCAAGCCAUAUCAGAAGGUUGGUUUUAACUGGCUAGCACUACUGCAUAAACACAGAUUGAAUGGCAUAUUGGCUGAUGAAAUGGGCUUAGGAAAGACAAUUCAAGCUAUUGCAUUUCUAGCUUAUCUUUACCAGAAGGGCAGUACGGGUCCGCAUUUGAUUGUUGUGCCGGUUUCAACAUUAGAUAACUGGACAAAAGAAGUUAAUCUGUGGUGUCCUGAUCUGAAAGUCCUUCUUUACUAUGGAUCCCAAGAAGAUAGGAAACGUCUCAGAGGGGAAAUAAUUCAUAAAAUGGUCGAUUUUAAUGUGAUUAUAACUACUUACAACUGUGCCAUUAGCAGCUCAGAUGAUAGAGGACUGUUUCGCAGAUUGAAACUUUACUAUGCAAUUUUUGAUGAAGGUCAUAUGCUCAAGAACAUGAGCUCUGCACGCUACCAGCACCUUAUGACAAUUAAUGCACAGCAUCGCUUACUGCUGACUGGGACUCCGGUUCAGAAUAAUCUGCUGGAAUUGAUGUCCCUCUUGAAUUUUGUCAUGCCACAUAUGUUCAGCAGUAGCACAGCUGAAAUCCGAAGGAUGUUCUCUUCAAAAACAAAUGCUGAAGAACAAACCACAUAUGAAAAAGAGAGGAUUGCACAUGCAAAACGGAUAAUAAAACCGUUCAUCUUGAGAAGAGUAAAAGAUGAGGUCCUUAAACAACUACCUCCCAAAAAAGAAUUCACUGAAUUGUGUGCCAUGUCCGAGAAACAGGAACAACUAUACUGUGAUUUCCUAAAAAAUUUGAAGAAAAAUAUUCAGAGUAAUGAGAGAAAGUCUGAUAUGAGAAACGUGAUGAUGCAACUUAGAAAAAUGGCUAAUCACCCUCUCUUACAUCGCCAGUAUUACACGAAUGACAAGCUUAGGAAAAUGUCCAAGCUUAUGCUCAAGGAACCCACACAUUGCGAUGCUGACCCUGUCCUUAUCUUUGAAGAUAUGACGGUAAUGACGGAUUUUGAGCUGCAUUUACUUUGUGAGCAAUUCUCUCACAUCAAUAAGUUCAAGUUAGACACAGACCUGAUCUUGGAUUCCGGAAAGUUUGAGACACUGGACCACAUUCUUUCUGACCUUAAAGAGAAGGGAGACAGAGUUGUAUUGUUUAGCCAAUUUACUAUGAUGCUGGAUAUCUUAGAAGUUUUCCUAAAACAAAAGCAACACAGAUACUUAAGAUUGGAUGGAAAAACACAGAUUUCUGACCGGAUACAUCUAAUAGAUGAGUUCAAUAACAAUAACGACAUAUUUGUAUUCCUCCUGUCAACCAAAGCUGGUGGAUUGGGAAUUAAUCUGACCUCGGCAAAUGUUGUUAUUCUUCAUGACAUUGACUGCAACCCAUACAAUGACAAACAAGCAGAAGACCGAUGCCACAGGGUAGGACAGACAAGGGAAGUGAAAGUCAUAAAGCUAAUCAGUAAGGGGACUGUUGAAGAACACAUGCUCAAAAUCAGCGAGCAGAAACUGAAGUUAGAACAAGAUAUGACUGCAGCAGAUUCAGGUGAAGAAGGAGCCAUCCCAGCGGAUAUAGCCACGCUAUUAAAAGCUUCAUUAGGUCUCUAAAUAUGCUGUGAAAUUCGAGGAAGAAGUUGAUAUUUUACUCCAUGGACUCUACAUUUCUGAUUAACUUAAUUCUUACGUACUUUUAUAACUUUUUGUAGCUUAUUAUUGUUAUAAUUAUUUCAUGUUGUUGAAAAUUUUUAACACCAAUAGUAUUCUUUUAAUGCUUAAGAACAUUAAUGGCCCAAAUGUGCCAACAUUGGAUGCUGAAAAAACAUCUUUUACAGAUUUUCAGAACAGGGACCUGUGUAGUCAUCAUUUCAAUAACUGCUACUGCUUAAGAUCUGUCAGUAUUUUUAUAAUUAUUUCUACCUCCGAAUAUGUAUAUUUAAACUGUCAGUUUCACUGGAUUACACUUACAGAUUUUUUAUA